AUGUCAGAUUCGGAGGCGUCCAGCCCGUCGACAUACCUGGACGAUACUCCAUCCUCCACCAACUUUGUUGAAGAUGUGCUCGUAACCUCUGCUGACGAACGAGAUUCUGCUCUCCCACUUGUACCAUGGCGCUCUGGAGCGGAUAACCUAGAUCUUCUACGCCGAAACACCUAUUACGCCUACGUAGGCCACAACAACUGGCUUGCUGCACGUCAGGCUCAGCAACGCCCACUACGACUUCGCAGGAAGGUCAUUGUUCGGCGUCAGACAUAUACCAUUGUGGACGAAGUAGGAAUCAGCCGUGAUUUUUUCCUUAUCAUCGCUCUGUGUUUUUCUCUUGCAGUGCUCAUGAUCAUCUUUCUACGCCCAAUCGCGCUUGAACUGCUGUGGUAUUACAUUGACUGA
This is a messenger RNA of Mycena indigotica, 405 nucleotides long. RefSeq lists its product as uncharacterized. Lineage: Eukaryota; Fungi; Basidiomycota; Agaricomycetes; Agaricales; Mycenaceae. The record is from RefSeq and is a predicted model, not a curated record. The transcript is spliced from 2 exons. The coding region runs from base 1 to 405 and encodes 134 amino acids.